Molecule: messenger RNA, 2407 nt
Organism: Aspergillus japonicus CBS 114.51
Lineage: Eukaryota; Fungi; Ascomycota; Eurotiomycetes; Eurotiales; Aspergillaceae
Product: ankyrin repeat domain-containing protein
Exons: 6
Coding region: 1-2370 (789 amino acids)
Molecular function (GO): protein binding
Source: RefSeq, a predicted model, not a curated record
AUGACUUUCUUGAUGCUCGCCGGUGGUCUGGAUCAUGCUAGAGCUGUGCGUGUGCUGUUGGAAAAGGGAUCCAACAUCCUCGCCGAAACCGAUGAGCUUCGAGAUACCGUACUCCACUUCGCCACUCGGCGGAAUGUCUCUAUGGCAACCUUCCAAAUACUCCUUGAGAGGGGUGGGUUUGAACUCAUAAAGAGGCAGAACAAGGACAGGAAGAGUGCCUUGCACUUUGUGAUAGAUUAUGGAGGCCCUGAGAUGGUCAGAUCGCUGGUUGAGAAGACUGAGGCAUGCUCGGACAAUGCCGCGAGUGAAGUUCUGGGCCAAUGUGACGAUGAUGGAUGGACAGCACUGCACCACGCAGCGUACAGAGGAAAACUCCACUUUGUGGAAUAUCUCCUGGAGCACCGGGUAAAUGCGCUUGAUGUAGACUUCAAGCUAGCGAGCAAGCCACCUUUACACAAGGGAACGCAUAGAGAGGCUCUUGAAAAGCGAAGAGACUUUGUAUCCGCAAAGAAUACGCUCUACUAUACAGAUCUGUGGCUGGCCGCUGACAGAUAUUCACUAAGCUCUGUCCUGGAGAACCUGGAAAGCAAGGCGCUUUUCCCCGAGCUCCCUGCACAAGAUGAACCACAUUUUCCGGAUUCCGGGGAGAUAAAGCAUGUGUCCGAUCUUCUCCUCCAUUUUAUGAGUCUCCAUGAGCAGGAUCAGCCCUUUAUUGUGACUGAUACCACCGACACGCCUACUAUGAAGUUCAGGUUGGACAAUCCCAAAAUUAUUGCCGUUCUGAAUCGACAGAAGGCUAUUUUAGACAAGUACUUGGCUGGAUCACACUGUCUUCCACAUCUGGAUCGAGAGGGCAUGUCAUGGGCUGCUGUGGCCGCACUCGGUGCCGAUAUUACUAUCACAGACACUAUAUUGAGAAUUGAAUACGGCCAGUCAGGAAUGGGCGACUCCCAUGCGACCGAUCUCCUUAGUUUGGGAAUUAGCAGUCAGAAUCUUUCCUUCAUUCGAGCUCUGCUACACUGGUUAGAGGCACAAUCAAUGGCAGAUCGGCAUGAUGAUGACAAACGGGAUAUCCGCGACGUGAAAAGCCAUGGAAUUCCUGUCCUUCCACCGUCGCAGAUAGUGAGAAUCCUGUUCGAUAACAAGGGGGAUGAACAGAAUUUAAUAUCUUUAUCCGCCUGCGGGGGUUCUUCAAGCCAUAGGGAUAUCGAAAGUUUUCUAUGGAAGGUCUUGGAUCAGAGCGUCGGCAAGGAUCGAGAGCAUUUUGUCAAUCUAGCAGAGGAAGAUCAAGACAGAAUCCUGGAGCUGGUAGCCCGCUAUAAGUCUCCAGACAAUGAGGCCGUGUCACUCAAGAAGCCCGUUGUCCUCUGGUGGCUCCUUUCUAACGGAGAAUACCCUACUGAGGAUGACAUCAAGCAUGCCGAGGAGCAAGCCAAAUUCUGGGGUGAAGAUGACAAGAAUGGUCAGAUUAUCCUCGAGCUUUUCAAUGAUCCUCCGCCGAUUCGGCAAACUAGGGCCCCGGCAGACGACCAUCAUCGCCCUAGCUUCGAACAUCCGGCCUCAGACUUCGGUUCACCAAGGGGUACGGUGCUCGACUUCCUUUGCGAAAACGGUCAGGAUCACUGCCAUGUUCUUUUCCAUCUCAAGCACUGUCCGGUAAUCGAUAUCAUCUACAGCAAGGGGCCUGAAACCAUCAUGUAUGACUGCAAGUAUCGCGAAGUCACAACACUAAGAGAUGCUCUGCAGAACGCUCCGCCAGCUAAUCCCCUAGGAGAUUCUUGCGAGAUAGACGAUCCCGAAGAGUCCAAGAUGGCGAUGGAGCAAGAAUUAAAGCAAGCGCAAAAGGGUCUUAGCGAACCAGACGUAAGAUGGGUACAUAUCCCGGUGACCAAUUACCCAUCGGGUCCAAUCGCAUUGACUGACAUGAUCCAGGAGCUUUUGGUCCGUCUGUCGAAGGACAAAAGCUUAACGAAUAAAGACCACCGACCACUCGCCUCAUUCAUUGACAACAACCAGGUUAUACUGGAUGCUGGUGGUCACAAGGCCUAUAUGAAGCCCCAAUAUGUGGUACAGGUGAGCCCAACAGUGCCUUUUUCUCGCGGACUACUCGGAUCCUUGCACGGUGACAUUGACUUCCAUGGCCGGGACAAAGGGUGUCUGCGAUCAGAGCCCGGCAGAGAGAACCACGCAACAUUGUUCUGCGAUAUAUGUUGGUCAAAGUGGCCACGCGAACUGGACCACAACUGUCCGAGGCAAUCGCUUCCGGAGCCCGUUGAGUCCCAAGAGGACCCCACAAACCAGGAGCAGUCCUACAUGACUCUCGAUCAAUACAACUACUCAUCGAUCAGUGACAACAGAAAGAGACAGUGAUCAAGUUGCUGGGCGCUUCACUCGACCGAAGGAUAGA